GGCCGCAGCGGGGCGAAGGGCGCACGGGGCGUUGGCACCCGGGCGCGCGCCUGCGUCGCCGACUUAGAUGUGGCGAGGACGUUUCUGUGCCUGGUGCACUAGACGCGAGCCAUUCAACAGCUGGCCUCGCGGGCAGCAGUCGCAGGGAGCAACUGGGAACAUUGACGGUGGCGACUGCGGCUGUUGGAGGGAGGCGGCGGCGGCAGCAGCGGCUGUGGUGGUGGCGGUCCCGCUAUCCCAGCGGAGCCCGGAGUGGAGACGCAACAGCUCCUGAGGCUCCCGGUGGUCUGAGGACACCAUGACAGUCACGGUGGUGUAUGAUAACUCAGAGGCAACAGAGCUCUGUGCAGCUCAGCACCUCUACCUCAAGCCCAUAGCAAAAUUGAUGAUCAACGUAUUACUCCCAGAGAGUCUAGAACCUGUGAGGCCCUUCUCUAACUGGGAAGUUCUUGACCAGCUGAAGAGCCUGAUUUGCCCAGACCAGUUCACCACAGUUCGGCUCUCCAAGAGCACAAGGGACUUCAUCCGAUUUGAGGGUGAGGCUGAAAACCGAAGUUUGGUUCAGAUCCUGAAGGCAAAGUUACAUGGGAAGAUCAUCAAGCUAAAUGGUUUGAAAACAGACUUAAAAGUAGUGGCCACAGAUGCCCAGGGAGAGUGGGAACACUUCCCCAAGGAGAGAGAGGCCUCAGUGAGUGAUGAGGCCGAAGAGCAGAACCAUGAUAAGAGCCCGGAUUCUAUAUAUUUUGAAGGCUUGCCUUGUAAAUGGUUUGCACCUAAAGGCUCUAGUGGGGAGAAGCCAUGUGAAGAGAUCCUUCGGGUAGUUUUUGAAAGCUUUGGGAAGAUCAAGAACGUGGAUAUCCCUAUGCUUGACCCCUACAGAGAAGUGAUGACUGGUGGGAGCUUUGGGGGUUUCAGCUUUGGCUUGCAGACAUUCGAGGCCUUCAUACAGUACCAAGAGUCAACUGACUUUGUAAAAGCCAUGGAGUCCCUUCGAGGAAUGAAGCUGAUGCUUAAAGGAGAUGAUGGGAAAGCUCUGGCAUGUAACAUUAAGGUUAUGUUUGAUACAACUAAACACUUCAGUGAAGGAGCUAUAAGGAGAAGAAAUCAGGAAAGGCUAAAAUUACAAGAAUUGGAAGAAGAAAGGAAAAAGGAAAAGAAAAGAGAAGAGGAAGUGGCUGAAAGAAGAAGAAAAGACGAGGAGAGGAAGGCCCAGGAAAAGAGGAAGAAGGCCAGGGUCAGGAAGCGAGCGCUGAAGGAAAGGGACAGACACCGGCAAAGGAAACCGAAGGACAAAGCCAAAACUGAGGAACCACGUGAGCCGGACUCUUCAGAGGAGUGGGAGGAGCGGAAGUACCUGCUGGCUCAGAGGCGGGUUGAGGCCCUUCGCUUGCUACGGGUACUCCUGAGGAAAAUUUCAGGAUCCAGUCAGUUUAACCCACAGGAGGUCGACGUUACAAGCCCCAAAGCUACUCAUGCUCCAGGAAACACAUUGGGAACUCUGGAGGAAGAAGAGUUAAACACUCAGCACCUUCAAAAUCAAGAGGAAAUGCCAAAAGAUCAGGUUGCCAAGUCAGACAAUAAAAGGAAACAAAAAAUGAAGAAAAGAACAGGGGCUCACUUACAUAAAUCUUCCCACCGCCUUGGGAAAAAAAAAUUAAGAUACUCAACUAGAAAAGAGAGAACUGGAGAAUUACUAACUGACAGAUACAACCACAGUUUGGGUUUUGACCAGAAUCCCUUGCAGAUUGCAGUGAUUCAAGGUCCAACUCUUGAGAAAGAAGACAACCACAGUUCUAAUAAAUCCUACUCUUCUACAUUACCUGAGAGAGACCAUGGAAGGAAACAUAAGAUCUAUGAAACAGAUGAAUUUAUUGACUAUCUAUUAAACUAUUAUCAAACUCCAAGAUAUGCCCGUAUCUAUCUAGAACCAAGUCACGUAAUAGGCAAGUGUCAGUGGCAGAGGGAUGUCCAUGCUAAAGGAAAUGGAUUUCAGAUUAAUUUGAGAAAGCGCAGGCAUCACUCAACCAAUUUGAGCCAAAUGCAAAACCUGGAAAGGAGAGAACAAGUUGAAGAAGAUGAUUAUUGGUCAGAGAUUUGUACUCAGGAUCCUGAGCAUAAACCACAAAAGAGGGUAAAAGUGGAUUAUGCCAACGAAUGUACUAGUGGACUUAAAAACCAUUGGAAGGAUAUAGCCAGUAAAGCUGGUGAUCAGCUGUCCCCAGCUGAUGGAAAUACCCAUCAGUUAGAAAAGUCUCACACUUACCAUAUCGAAGAUUCCAAAUCCACAAGGAAAAGCCAAGUAUCUUCACCCUAUAGGUCAGUAGGCUUAGAUUUGCAGUUGACAGAUUUCUUAGAGGAAAUUAGUAGUGAUUCUGAAUGCUUCAGUGAAACCCUUAGUGUAAACAAAGAGGAGAAAGAGAGAUCUGUGGCCACAUAUCACAGCUCCUCAGAAAAAGGACCUCUUGACCCUGAUGAAAUCAUCACUUGUGAACAAGAACCUAGGUCAAGUCAGCAGACCUUGUAUUCAGAGUGGAAACAUGAUGGUGAAGAAAACUACUCUAAAUGCAAGCUUAGGACACCAAGCAAGAGGUCUAAGUAUGAACUGAAAUGUUCAUGGCUUGAGGGUGAAAGCAAUUUCAUUAGAGAUGAAAAGAACAGCAGCAAAAAGAGGGGAAAACUAUCCCCCAAAUACUUGUUUGAUGAAGGAUACUACCACGAAUCCAGUUCCAGUAAUCUAUUAGAGAACAUCACAAGAAAGAAGAGGAGGUUUAGUGGUAAUACAUUUGACCAGAAAGUGAACUAUAAACCCUCUCAUGUGCCAGUAACAUCAUUAAAAAGUGCUAACGCUUUCUAUUUGGGUGAUUUUCCCAAAAGAAGAGAGACUCUUUGGAAGUCAGAAUGUAAACAGGAUGCAAGAAAGUAUAAAAGGCAUGAGAAUUCUAAAGAUUUCAUGCUCAAUCCUGAUAAUUAUUAUAUUAGACAUAACAGUCAAGAGCACGUUGACUAUGAAAGCUAUUUAGGAAACAACUACACUAGUUCUUUAUGUUUUCAAAUGUUUUGAUGGCCACUUAGAUCAGGAACACCCUUAUUUAUAAUAAACAUGAUGCAAGAAGAAAAGUUAAAACCAAACAUAGCUAUGUAGUUAGCAACUACAGAGCAAGAGAGCAGCAUUUAAAAGCCUGAGCAGAGUCAAAUACAAAACCUUGUUUCUCUUGCCAGAGUUUAAAGCAUAGAUCAAAAUGACUGCAGGUGUGUUGGCAAGCUUUGGAAACAUAAAACAUCCAGAUGCUGAAGCUUGGUAAAACAAUGCUUGCAAAGCUUCUUGAUCUAAGGACAGACAUUUUUACAGUUCAACUGCAACUUUAAUUUGGUGCCAGUGAAGGAGCAGAUUAACAUUGAGAGGGGUUUGAUAGCCCCUCUAUGGCUCCUUAGCUGUCAUAACAUCAUUUAGUAUCAUGUAGCUUCAAAGAGGACAACAGUGAACGAAUAAGGAUCCUUUUACAUGUUCUUUGAUUUGGUCCGAAACACCAUGUGCAGCAACAAACUUCCCUGAGUUUUAUUUAGAAAUAAUUAUAGAUAAAAGAAGAGAGAUGACAGCUAGGACAUAUAAAUGGACUUCUUCAUGACAUUAAAGAGCACCCACCAGGAGGAAAUUAAUCUUAUUACUAUGUUGAUAGUACUCAAAGAGUUGUCUUUUUAGAGACAAAGUCUUGGAAGAAGAAUCUAAAAGUGGCUCUGAUUGUCCUUUGAGGUUUAAAUGGAGAGGGGACCAUUAAGCAGAGGUUUUUUUUUUUUUUUAACCUAUGUCUUUCCAUUCUAGAAAAGCAGCAGGAUUGAAGUGAUAUAAGAAGUGGGGUUUGCAAAUGAAAUAUUGAAAAGAUCCUGGGGCACCAACAAUGGCACUUGGGAAGAAAGGACAUGACAGUAUUCCAUUUUAGGUUAUGUAAUCCUUUCACUCAGGGUCGGAUGACAUCAGUUUGUAAAAAGUCACUGAAUAUUUCCAAACCGACUUUUAAUAAAACAGUAACAAGUGCCUCCUCAACCCUCAAUUAAUGCCAUGGAGUUAGGAAGAGUCAAGGGGAAAGUGUGUAGUUUUCUAGCUGGGGAAAAAUUGUAUGUUGUGUAGGAUUUGUAAACUCUUAACAUACGCAAUUUAUCUUUUUACCUACUGGUUUUGGACUUCUUAAAUGUUUUUAAAUUGAGAUAUUUUAUAGAUUCUUAAAAGACUUCCAUCUUAGUGCAAGUGCAUGUUCUAUAGAAAGCUCGGCUGAUUCAUUCUGCCUUACAUUGGAUUUAGGACCUCAGGGGCAGUAGAUUACUUUUUUUCCCCCCAACAAAGCUAUACCUGACCUGGCAAUUGAAGACACCAAUGACAUUAGAGACUGCCUGCAACAGGAAAGGGUGGCUUUUAAUCCACAGAAGCAGUGGAAGGGCAACAUUUUCAUAUGACAUGAUCCAUUUCAAACAGUCUUCAUUUGAUAUUCUGUAGAAAAGUGCCAACUGGUAGAGCCAGGUAGAAUGCCAGCUGCCAGUCAUGGUGGCUGCCCAGAAUGAUGCAGCAUGGAUGUGCGCUCGUUAUCAGCCUCUUAGCAACCUGGUAUCUGCAGGAGCUACAAAAAAAUCUCACUUAUCUGAAGAGCCCCAAGUUGCUUUGUUGAUCUCUUCUAAUCACAUUUUAAUAGAGCUAUGUUAGUACAUGCAAGAAUUCAGAAAUGAAUGUAACAUAGCAGAUCAUGUUUAUUAUCAACAAGGUGAUAACCAAGGAAUGAUUUGUUGGCUCUCUUGUGUUCAAUUCCACUUUCAAGCCAGUAACUCUACCAUCAAAAUGACGUUUGGCUUGUCAGAUCUGAAAAAAAUCGCUCAUGGGCGAGUGCCUUCUCUCCUAAGGACUAGCAAUGACUAUUAAUGUUCAAAGUACUGUUGUCCAGAAUAGCCUUUUAAACUACGAAUAGCUUGUAUUUUGUCAGACAACUUUCAGUAAUUAGGUAUUAUUCUCUUCCAAUGAAAACCUGACUCCUUAUUUUUUCGUUUCUUGCCACUAAAACAAAGAACAUGGGUUUGUAAUGGAAAGCAGCUAUGCUUGUUUUGAAAAAAAUCUCACUUCCUUCUGUCAUUUGAUAAUUUUUCUUUGCAGAGUUUUAAGGCAUGGAAACAAUUUGCUGCUCAGUAAUCAGACAUAAAAAAUAAAUUGCAGAAUACAGCAUGUGCAGAUUUUUUGUAUCAUAGAACUGGUGCUAAGUCAUUUCUAUAUAACAUUUUUGUCUUGUUUUGUUUGUUUGCAAAAUACUGUCCUGAGACCUAGAAGAAAGUAAAAAUACUGGUUUUAUGUUUACUUUCUGUACAACCCUGGAUUUUUAUAUGUCUUGUGAUAGAUAAUGCAUUCUAGAUUUGAGUCAACCUUUUAUGUGUGUAGGCCUUAAAUGAGGAAGAGAACAACUUAUCCUGUACUUUUCAAGUGAAUGGCUUAGUAAGGAAUGAAAUAGAACUGAAAAUAUCAUAACCACCUUAAUUAACAUUGUUAUUCUUUGUUGUGCUGUUAUUUAAGUGGUGCAAAAGUUUUUGCUCCUAUCUUUUUUCUAUGUCCUAUUAAGUAAGGGCCUGAACUUUAAACUUUGUCUUUUUAAAUAGGUGUUUUCAUGUUUUUCUUUGUAUGUGCUGCUGAUGGUGCUGUAAGAAAGCUAAAAAUCUGUCAAUGUAUUUCUGUUCAAUUUGUUUGAAUUUCUCAGGUAGAAAGCCAUGUAACCAGGUAAUUUUGAAAAUAAGAACCAAAUAAAUGUAUUUUUAUUUGUUGCAAAAUAUUGAAAAAUAUUGCAAAACUGUUGAAAAUAUUAAGUUUUAAAUAAAUGCUGAUAAUUCCACUUUGGCAGGGUGAGGGGUGAGUUUCUACCUGUAGUAACCAGUAGUAUGCUGCUUUGCACUAAUGUUGCUGGUCUUUUUUCUCAUUUGCAUUGUUAGAGAAAUAAUACAUAUUUAAUUUUCAGAUAUAUUAAAAAUAAAAUUGUCAUAGUGAAUAUUGAGUCUUUGUUUAUUUACCACAUGUAUUGGUGAAAAUGUUGCACAUCCAUGACAUUUUCUAUAGAAAUACAGAUGUCUAAUUUUAAUAUCCUUUCUAUGCAGCUUUUCCCUUUAU
Microcebus murinus (gray mouse lemur) is the source of this 6130-nucleotide messenger RNA. Its product is annotated as A-kinase anchor protein 17B. Gene Ontology annotation, molecular function: RNA binding. The record is from RefSeq and is a predicted model, not a curated record. Lineage: Eukaryota; Metazoa; Chordata; Mammalia; Primates; Cheirogaleidae.